Messenger RNA from Engraulis encrasicolus (European anchovy), 4096 nucleotides. It is a transcript of the gene enpp2l, whose product is annotated as ectonucleotide pyrophosphatase/phosphodiesterase 2-like. The coding region runs from base 325 to 2862 and encodes 845 amino acids. NCBI's taxonomy places the organism in Eukaryota, Metazoa, Chordata, Actinopteri, Clupeiformes, Engraulidae. Gene Ontology annotation, molecular function: zinc ion binding; polysaccharide binding; nucleic acid binding. Gene Ontology annotation, biological process: phosphatidylcholine catabolic process; immune response. The transcript is spliced from 25 exons. The record is from RefSeq and is a predicted model, not a curated record.
CGUUCUCCCUCCUACUCACUCAGCCGCCAGCCCUGCCAUAGCCUAGAACAUGAGUAGGAGUGAGUGAGGCGAUAGUUUAAUGCUGACUGUUGUUUGGAGAGCACAUCACAUCACGAAUAGAGCAGUUGUGCUAGGGGGAGCUCAGUCGUAAUCAUUACUCCGCUCGCAUUGGCUUGCAGAAAGGCGCACAUUGUGCAAGGUAAACAACGCCACAGAGCCGACCCCACUGCCUGACCAUUCGAUCUCCCCGGUCAGAAGUGCAGUGGUGCUGGGAUCGCGGAUUCUUCUGGGAAUGCACCAAGGGGAUACGGUUUUUGUUGGAACAUGUUACUAGUAGGACACUGGGUAGUAAUUGUCUCUGCACUCCUGAUUGGCACUGAAGUCUCCUUGGGAUAUGUAUUUCAAGCUGGACAAGAUGUAGACGGGUCAUCGAAAGGUUUCGAGGCUCCAUUUGUGAGCUCCAACGGGUCGUGUAAGGGUCGCUGCUUUGAGCUGAACGAGGAGGCGCCUGACUGCCGCUGCGACAACCUCUGCAAGACGUAUUACAAGUGCUGCAGGGACUUUGACGAGCAAUGCCUCAAGACAGCUGGAGGCUUCGAGUGUUCGCCGGAUCGCUGUGGCGAGGUGAGGAACCCGGACCAUGCGUGCCACUGCUCGGAAGACUGUCUGGAGAGAGGAGACUGCUGCACCAACUACAAGGCCACAUGCAAAGGUGAGACCACGUGGUUGGAGGGAGACUGUGAGGAGAUCCAGACUCCUGAGUGCCCUGCAGGGUUCAUCCGGCCGCCCCUCAUCAUCAUGUCUCUGGACGGCUUCCGGGCAUCAUACUUGAAGAAAGGCAAAGCUGUCAUUCCAAACAUCGAGAAACUAAGAACAUGUGGUACGCAUUCCCCCCACAUGAGGCCGAUGUACCCAGCCAAGACCUUUCCCAACCUCUACAGCCUGGCCACAGGUCUCUAUCCGGAGUCCCAUGGCAUAGUCUGCAACACCAUGCAUGACCCGGUGUUUGACGCCAACUUUAACCUGAAGGGCAGGGAGAAGCUCAACCAUCGCUGGUGGGGGGGGCAGCCGAUCUGGAUCACCUCAGUCAAGCAAGGAGUGAAAGCUGGAACCUUCUUUUGGCCAUGGGUGAUCCCACUAGAGCGCCGCAUCCAGACUAUACUGCAAUGGCUCCACCUGCCUGAGGAGGAGAGGCCCUAUGUUUACGCUGUCCACUCAGAGCAGCCAGACACGUUUGGGCAUCGCCUUGGUCCACUCAGCAAUGAGCUGGACAAUCCACUGAGGGAGAUUGACAACAUCAUCGGGCAACUCAUGAACGGACUCAAACAGAUGAAUCUCCAUCGCUGCGUCAAUUUCAUGUUAGUUGGUGAUCACGGGAUGGAGGAGGCCCACUGUGACAGGACGGAGUACCUGAGCACCUUCCCCAUCAACCCAGACGACUACCACAUCAUCACCCGCUCCACUGGACGCCUACGACCCAAGAACCUCACAGCGCCAUAUGAUCCCAAAGACGUUGUUGCAAACCUCACGUGUAAGAUGCCAAACCAGCACUUUAAGCCCUACUUGAAAAAGGACCUCCCCAAGCGUCUGCACUACGCCAACAACCGCAGGAUCGAGGACGUCCACCUGCUAGUGGAGAAAAAGUGGCACAUUGGCAGCAAGCCCCCAGAGGUGAAUCCAAUGUAUGUCCAGAGGUCAUGUGGCUUCUUUGGGGAUCACGGCUAUGACAACAAGAUUAAUAGUAUGCAGACUAUCUUCAUGGGCUAUGGGCCUAGUUUUAAGUUCAAGACAAAGGUGCCGGUGUUUGAAAACAUUGAACUUUACAAUGUCAUGUGUGACCUUCUUGGGUUGACUCCGGCACCCAACAACGGCACUCAUGGCAGUCUGAAUGCGGUGUUGCGCAACCCCCCGUACACUCCUGCCCAGCCAGAGGAGGUGGCGGCCCCGACCCCCCUGGACCCGGCCGCAGCCACCGUCUAUGACCUGGGCUGCAGCUGCGAUGAUGAGAACAAAGUGGAAGAGAAUAAACAGAGAUCUACAGUUGAUGACACCAUACACCUCCCGUAUGGUCGCCCAGCUGCCCUCUUCCAGGCCACCUACUUCCUGCUUCGCCAUGGCGACUUCAUCAGUGGCUACAGUGAGGAGCUGGCCAUGCCGCUCUGGACCUCCUUCACUAUUCCUGCACAGACAGAUGGCACUCCUCUUCCGCUGCCGGUGAGUGACUGCGUGAGGGCGGACGUGCGGAUCCCCCAGGCCAACAGCCAGGCCUGCUCCUCCUACACCCAGAACGCAGAGCUCUCCUACGGCUUCCUCUACCCACCAGAGCUUGCCGUUACACCUGAAGCCAAGUAUGACGCAUCUCUGAUUACAAACACUGUUCCAAUGUACACCGCCUUCAAGAGAAUAUGGAGCUACUUCCAAGAUUCAUUGCUAAAACGCUACGCAGAGGAACUGAAUGGCAUUAAUGUCAUUGCUGGACCUAUUUUUGAUCAUAACUACGAUGGUCUCAGAGACACAGUGGAGAAAAUCAAAGAACAUGCAGGGGACUCGGCGCCGGUGCCCUCUCACUACUAUGCGGUCAUCACCAGCUGUUCGGAGGCCAAUCAGACUGCAGAGGCCUGUGAGGCCCCUCUCACGGUGCUGUCCUUCAUUCUGCCCCAUCGCCCCGACAACGACGAGAGCUGCAACAGCGGAGAGGAGGAGUCUCGCUGGGUCGAGGAGGUUUUGAAGCUUCACACGGCGCGCAUCCGCGACGUGGAGAUCCUGACGGGCCUGGACCUCUACCGCGACACGCCCUCGCAGGAGUACACGGACAUCCUCAGCCUCAAGACCCACCUGCACACCUUCGAGCCCGACAUCUGAGGAGGAGGAGGAGAUCUGGGGCGUCAUGUCACAGUAGAAAUAGAUAAAAGAAGCACACACAAACAAAAGAAAGACAGACAAGAAAGUUUAAACGAAAAACCUGCCGUGUUCUCUCUCUCUUUCUCUCUCUCUCUCUCCUCACCCUCCUCUUUGGCACCUUGACCUCCUACUUUCUCAUUCUCUUGCUCUCUUUCUCUAUAUCUCAGUCUUUAUCACUCUCUCUCUCUCUCUUGCCCUCUUCACUUGUUCCUUUCUCUCUCUAUCUCUCUCUCUCUCUCUCUCUCUCUCUCUCUCUCUCUCUCUCUCUCUCUCUCUCUCUCUCUCUCUCUUCUCUUCUCUCCUCUCUAUCACACCUCUCUCCUAUCUCUUCUUUCUCACACCUCACCUCUCCUGUCCUGAUACAUCUCUGAUGCUUGGGUGUAUAUUUUUAUACAAUUUGUCAUAUUUAUUAUUCAUUGAAAAGAGAAAAUAACAAUACUGUGCCACUCUCUAACAUUAGCCCCCAUAGCUUUUCCUGUAUAUGUCUCUGAGGUAACAUUCAUCUCACAAUUUGUUCUGUCCUGUAUUUUGUGUGCGUGUGUUAGUGUGUUAGUGUGUGUGUGUGUGUGUGUGUGUGUGUGUGUGUGUGUGUGUGUGUGUGUGUGUGUGUGUGUGUGUGUGUGUGUGUGUGUGUGUGUGUGUGUGUGUGUGUAAAAAGAGAGACUGUGAGAGAGAGUAGCAAUUAGGAUUGUGUGUGAGAGAGGGAAAGUAAGUGUGUGUGUGUGUGUGUGUGUGUGUGUGUGUGUGUGUGUGUGUGUGUGUGUGUGUGUGUGUGUGUGUGUGUGUGUGUGUGUGUGUGUGUGUGUGUGUGUGUGUGUGUGUGUGUGAGAGAGAGAGAGAGAGCACUUGUGUGUCUCGACGUUUGAUCUAAGUGUGUUGAGAAUUGAGAUAGUAUUAUAGGACUGGUUGCAGUACGUUGCAGCAGUGUCGGCCUGUGGGUAGCUGAUUGGAGCUGUAUGUAUAUCUCCCAUUGGCCAUACCACAACGUUUACACUCUGACUGACCACUAGGUGACUGUGUAAGAACUUGAACUCUUCACGGAAGUCGACACCUCCCAUGAUGCAUUGGGAUGUGAAAAAACAAUGGACUCUAGGAAUGCCGUCAUGGCGAUAUGUGAGGAUCUUGUGUUAAAAAAACAAAACAAAAACAAAAACUCUUAACCCUUUCCGAUGUGAAAUCUUACCGCAAUAAUAAA